AUGACUACAAGUGCUAAGAGCGAUAUCAUUGAAGAAUAUGAAAAAAUCAAGAAAGCAGAGUGCGAUCGAAUGUCGUUACGACAGAAUAUGGCUUCAAAGAAAAUUCUUUCAGCUGAUCGUGUCGAGGAUUUGCUUUGUUUCCCUGUUGAUUUUCAAGAAAACUUACGAAAAACAGAUCGUAUUUACAUGACCGAUGACAAUAGACGAUUACUGUUAAUUAGAGAAUAUAAUAAUAUGGGAGAUUCGAAAUCUGUGAAGCUCGUUUUUUAA
Molecule: messenger RNA, 270 nt
Organism: Brugia pahangi
Lineage: Eukaryota; Metazoa; Nematoda; Chromadorea; Rhabditida; Onchocercidae
Source: the annotation of a GenBank genome assembly